AUGUUGCAUCUACAGUUGAUGUGUGAGAAUGAAAGUGCAACUCCUAGGGUAAAAGCGAAUGCAUACUCCCCUGGCCAGAGGCAUGCUGUCGAAGUAACUGAUCAUAAAACUCAUGGACCUGUUCCUGCACCUGGAUCUGUCGGUAUUGCUAAGGUUACCCAAGUGAUGGCGAAAACUGCUUUUGCUGGUAUUAUGUGUAUUGGACAGAAGUUUGUUUGUGAAAAAUAUACCUGUAUCAUUAGGCACAAAGAUGUUAUGGCAACUGAGAUUGAUAAAGUAUACAUGCACUUAUCUUUUCGUUCUGGUGACAUUGUUGAAGCUCUUGUGCUUUCACUUGGAGAUGCACGAACGUACUUUCUGACAACUGCAAAGAAUGAGCUUGGUGUUGUUUCUGCAGAAAGCACUGCUGGUGCAACUAUGGUGCCAAUAAGUGAGACUGAGAUGUCGUGUCCACUAUCUGGUCAAAGUGAACAGAGAAAAGUGGAAAAACAACAAAUGAAAUGCGAAAACAAAAAAUCAGAACACAACUGCAGCUGA
This is a messenger RNA of Lathyrus oleraceus (garden pea), 537 nucleotides long. RefSeq lists its product as uncharacterized. The record is from RefSeq and is a predicted model, not a curated record. Gene Ontology annotation, biological process: RNA processing. Lineage: Eukaryota; Viridiplantae; Streptophyta; Magnoliopsida; Fabales; Fabaceae. Gene Ontology annotation, cellular component: nuclear exosome (RNase complex); cytoplasm. The coding region runs from base 1 to 537 and encodes 178 amino acids. Gene Ontology annotation, molecular function: RNA binding. The transcript has a single exon.